This is a messenger RNA of Dicrocoelium dendriticum, 4567 nucleotides long. Lineage: Eukaryota; Metazoa; Platyhelminthes; Trematoda; Plagiorchiida; Dicrocoeliidae. The record is from the annotation of a GenBank genome assembly.
GCAAAUAACCAUAUUUGUUUGGCUCAGGGGAUUUCACACGGUGUGGCCGAAUGUCCGCUACUGAUAGUUCGAUUACGAACAGUCCUUCCAAUACAUGCAGCUUUAUUGUGGACCGGGACCAGAUCCCACAAACCGAGGCUACCGAAGUGCGCGGCAUGCCUAAUGUGCUCGCUUACGAUCAGACUGAAUUAGAGGCUGGAGUAUUACGACAGGCAGUGAGCGCAUUCAACACGCAUACGGAACGCGAGAUUACGAAGACACAACAACGCUUACAGUGUAUCGAUCAGGACAUAAAGUUUGCAAACGAUGAAUUGGAAAAUAUGGAGAAAGAACUCGACGGGAUGCUUAAAGUGUCCACUGCAAAUUCCCGCAAACUUCGUAACCUUGAGCUAGAAACCGAGAACAAAAUGAGACACAUUGAUACGCUGAAAGCCCGAAGACAGUCACUGGUGUCCAAGCUCUCCAGACUGCAGUUCUCGCGUGAAGAGAACGGAUUUGCUGGUUGUAUAAAUACCGUUUCCACAACUGAAGAACGGAAAGUGCCUUGCGUUUCCGUUUCCAAACCAUCCACUAGCUACAACAGUGAGGACAAGUCUGCUGCUACAAGCGCGCGGCAACCUCUCCGGAUGCCAACGCCGAAGCAGACGCAGCAAAACGCGAAGCGUCUCCUUGCAGCAGCUCGAAGACUGCACAGGGAACGUCAUAUGGAUGACGCUAGCACCGAGCAGUUUCUGAGCCGUCUACGUCGCAAGCGCAAGCUCGAAGUUUUGCAAUGUGAGAUGGCCCGUGAAAAUGAUGAACCACUAACAACUGCCCCAGACGACGGAGUGUUGGACGCGAAUUUUCGUGUUCCUAGUCGCAUCUGGUCUCGUUUGUUUGAUUAUCAACGAGCAGGUGUAAACUGGCUGUGGAGCAUGCAUAUGAAGCGGAGCGGAGGAAUUCUGGGCGAUGAAAUGGGUUUGGGGAAAACGAUCCAGGUGAUUGCUUUCCUCGCUGGACUCCACUAUUCCGAUUACUAUCUCAAAAGACAGUCUAGUUUCGGCGACGACAGAGACGCGGCGUCACCUUUGUCCAUUCUGAUUGUUUGCCCGGCGACUGUUUUACAACAAUGGAUGCGAGAGUUCUACGAAUGGUAUCCGGCAAUAAGGAUCAUCAUUCUUCACUCUACCGGCUCCGGUUACCGUAAACCAGCCGCUCUUGUUCGCACUGCAAUGCAUCAUCCAGGAACUGUGUUGCUUACAACUUACAACACUUUAGUUGCCUAUCAAGACUUGCUCACCGCCCCAAAUACAUCCUGGACUUAUAUCAUAUUAGAUGAAGGACACAAAAUCAAAAACCCUGAGGCUGAAAUUACUUCCGCUGUGAAAAGAUUCGCCACUCCCCACCGUCUAAUUCUCUCUGGCAGCCCGGUUCAGAACAAUCUCCGCGAGCUGUGGUCCGUUUUCGAUUUCGUCUGCCCAGGCCGCCUAGGUCCAUUGGCCGAUUUCAUGCAACAGUUUUCCAUCCCCAUCACGCAGGGGGGUUAUGCGUCAGCUUCCCCACUUCAAGUGGAAACUGCCUACCGUUGUGCCUGCACUCUGCGCGACCUCCUCAUGCCGUACUUACUCCGUCGCCUGAAGUCAGACGUACGUAUUCAACUCCCAUCCAAGUCCGAGCAGGUUCUUUUUUGCCGUCUAACGGGUUAUCAACGUCAAUUGUACGAAGAGUUCACUGAAUCGCAACUGUGCAAAGAUCUGCUGAACGGCAAAGGAAAUGUCUUCGAAGCGCUCAUUCUUCUGCGGAAGUUGUGCAACCACCCAGACUUGGUGACCGGAGGGCCGAGGGAUCGCUUCGAGUCUGCUGAGGCCACGUCGGCGGCAGAGGCCGGCGAUUUGGAUCCGGCAUGCCUUCAGCGAUUCAGUUGGACACGCUUCGGUUGUCCUUUGCGCUCGAGCAAAAUGAUCGUGGUUUCGUCGCUGCUUCGUUCUUGGUCUGCUCAGGGCCAUAAGGUGCUCCUUUUCUCCCAAAGCCGCCGAAUGCUGACCUUGUUGGAACGUUUAAUCGUCACGCUUGGUCUAAGUUACCUCCGGAUGGACGGAUCAACCCCAGUCGGUCAACGCGCUUCACUAAUUGAACAAUUCAGCCGCCCCACUGAACCUGGAUAUUCCAGCGUGAAUGUCUUUCUGCUAACCACUCGGGUCGGUGGUUUGGGCAUCAACUUGACUGCCGCCAGUCGAGUGCUCAUCUAUGAUCCGGACUGGAAUCCGACCACCGAUCUACAGGCUCGUGAACGGGCUUGGCGUAUCGGCCAGACACAGAAUGUGGUCAUCUACCGGCUAUUGACUUGUGGAACCAUAGAAGAGAAAAUUUAUCACCGGCAAAUUUUCAAGCAGUUUCUUACCAACCGCGUUCUAAAAAACCCUCGCCAGCAGCGAUUUUUCAAGACCAACGAUUUGUACGAACUGCUAUCAUUUGACGAUUCCCUCUCUGCGGAUGGUGAUCGUGGUAAUCACAGUAGCCGGUUAUCGGAAACGGCGAGUUAUGUGAAAUCGGAAGGGUUUGGGCACAUUGUGCGAAGGAAUAUAGUCGGAAAAGAUCGACCUAAUCGUUUCGAUUUGCUACUCAAAGAAAAGCUAUCGCAAAAAACACAUUCGACAAAUAAAAAUCCAGUUGAUGAUGGGGAUGAAGGUCUCCAGGCAAGGCAAUCAAGGACCUGUGAUUCUAACGUCCAACAAUUUGCUCAACCUCUUGAUCCAUCUAAAGAUCGGGAAAAACGUCUUCGUUUACUUGCUCGUGAGUUGAGUCGCCGCAUUGCUGAAGGGCGGCUGGGUCAGAGCUCGUCACCUUGUACCGAGGAACCGCGCAUUAAAACUCACCGUACUCACAAACAUAACAAGGGUACACGUGUAGACGGACGAAGAAUCGCUCUGGUCGCACGUCGAUCAACCUACGACACCGGAGAGUCAGGUAAGGCGUCCAAAUCUCGUUCUCCGAAGCGUCCUAGAACAACCGCACUCGACCUUCCUGAUACAUCCAAGGAAGGCGCUCAGAAGGAUGUUUUCUUGAGUGUGCUUCUCUCUCGUCCCGGAACCGCUGAUGACCCGAAUGCUUGUGCUCUGCCAUCUGGUUCUGAUGGGCGUCGUGCUAUCGAUCCGGAAACGCAGGAGGAAGCUGCACGCAUAGCUGCCAAUGCUUUAAAAGCCAUCCAGUGUUUAUCACACGCUUCUCUGAACGGCUCCGGCGUGGCCGAUGUCACUACUUCAGCGAAAAGACCUACUGCGUCCUACAGCAUAAUUGAAUCCCGAUCAACUCCGCCUAAAAUCAGCAAACGCUCAGACACAAAGUCUUCCAAAUCGAGCCAACAACUUUCCGUGAACCGCCCCGUUCUCGAUACUGCUCGAUCCCUUUCCCAGUCAGCUGAUCCACUCACUCGUCUCAGCCACGUUUCCCACAUACUUCAGCACGACAGUCUGAUUGAAAUGCUAACUCAUCAAGAUCGUAUCGAUCCCUCAUUCCGAGACACGGAAGUCCGUCGUUUGGUAACGAACUCUGUAGACGCUCUUGUCAACGAGGCCAAACGCGGACCCCGUGCUACUAGUUUUCAACCGUCUAUUCCCGCACAAUUCAUCAUUGACACUGGCGUCUCACGCGACCUUCCUCUAAAUCUUGCCUCUGUCAAGAACCGCUACCUGUGGAAUCCCAAAGAGGAAACCAGCAACACGUUUCUCUAUCUAACCAACUCCUUGAUGCGGUCCAGUUUAUCGAGCACCAGCGAAAACACAUUUCGUUUUGAUCCAGACAUUUUGACAACAGGAGACGCCAGCCACUUGUUUACCGGUCACGUGCGCUUCAGCUCCACACUUCUACUGCAACUUAUUCGCACUCGAUGCUCUGUCCGGCAGUCUGGUGCCGGGAGCGCUAAUUCAUCCAUCAUCUCGUCGCUCGCAUCCUUGAACAUGCAGCGGCUAUGCUCGGAAUUGAUACGUUUACUCAGUGGCACGACUUUGGUGACAAGCACCGUCCUUGCUACAAAUUUCCGCUCCAUCCUCUCUAGAACAACCUCUACGGCGGAUGACUCAGAGUUAGAUGCCCGUCACUUCCGUGCGUUACUGCGUUGUGUGGCGGAGCGCCGCCGUGCCUCGGGAUCUUCACUAGUAGAACGGCACCGCAUCAAUGACGUUUGGACCUUAAAAGACAACUACCGUGAAGUUGCUCGUUACCUCUCCACCCAGCUGGCUUUGUGUGAGCGGUAAUCAGCAAGUGCUGAGAGAUCGGUUCAUCGCGCUUUCCACUUCAAUUGGUCAUUUCCUUUUUGCAUUUCAAUUGUACAGAUGUUUUUAUAUUUCUAACCCAAGAGAACUACCUGACUUUCUAUCCUGUUUAGCUACACCUUGUACUGUGAUGGAUAGUUCUGCGUGUGCUGUUUCUCGGAAUCACCCCAGAGCAAUUUCAUGACAACUGUGUUACUUUCAAGCUGAACGAUCUGGCAUUCGUUUAUAUUGAAAAUGCUCGCAACUUAAAAUAGCACUGUCCACGGUACGUCGAUUGAUUAUUGGUAGCGUAGAUGAUGUGAUGGACUUAACCUUCC